UUUUUCAGGAAGAGUGCAGCCAGGGUUCAGAAUUCCGCGCCGCAAGUCAAAAUGCUAAAGUCGAAGACUUUCUUAAAAAAGACGCGGGCUGGCGGCGUGAUGAAGAUCGUACGCGAACACUAUCUGCGGGACGAUAUCGGCUGUGGUGCGGCCGGGUGCGCAGAGUGCUGUGGAGCGCACGAUGGGCCGGCCCUCGAGCCACAGCCCCAGGACCGGGCAAGUAGCCUCUGCCCACGACCGCACUACUUGCUGCCAGACACCAAUGUGCUGCUACACCAGAUUGAUGUUCUUGAGGACCCUGCUAUCAGGAAUGUCAUUGUGUUGCAAACAGUUCUCCAAGAAGUAAGAAAUAGGAGCGCCCCAGUUUAUAAGCGGAUCCGAGAUGUGACUAAUAAUCACGAGAAGCAUUUCUAUACAUUUACUAAUGAGCAUCACAGAGAAACUUACAUCGAACAGGAACAGGGAGAAAAUGCUAAUGACCGAAAUGAUAGAGCUAUUCGAGUAGCAGUAAAAUGGUACAAUGAACAUUUGAAGAAAAUGUCAGCAGAGAAUCAGCUGCAAGUUAUUUUCAUUACAAAUGACAGAAAAAAUAAAGAGAAAGCCGUAGAAGAAGGGAUACCAGCUUUCACUUGUGAAGAAUAUAUAAAGAGCCUGACUGCUAACCCUGAGCUCAUAGAUCGUCUUGCUUGUUUGUCUGAAGAAGGGAAUGAAAUAGAAAAUAGAAAAAUAAUAUUUUCAGAACAUCUCCCCUUAAGUAAGCUGCAACAAGGCAUAAAAUCUGGUACAUACCUUCAAGGAACAUUUAGAGCCAGUAGAGAAAAUUACUUAGAAGCUACGGUGUGGGUGCAUGGAGAUGAUGAAGAAAAUAAAGAGAUAAUCUUACAAGGACUUAAAAAUUUGAACCGAGCUAUUCAUGAAGAUAUUGUGGCUGUGGAACUUUUUCCCAAGAGUCUAUGGGUAGCACCGUCUUCUGUGGUUUUACAUGAUGAAGGUCAAAAUGAAGAUGAUGUGGAGAAAGAAGAGGAGAAAGAAAGCAUUCUAAAGACUGCUGUAAAUGAAAAAAUGUUAAAGCCAACAGGUAGAGUUGUAGGAAUAAUAAAAAGGAAUUGGAGACCAUAUUGUGGCAUGCUUUCCAAGUCUGAUAUUAAGGAGUCGAGAAGACAUCUCUUUACACCUGCUGACAGGAGGAUCCCUCGAAUUCGGAUAGAAACCAGACAGGCUUCCACAUUAGAGGGGCGCAGGAUUAUUGUUGCUAUUGAUGGUUGGCCCAGAAAUUCUAGAUACCCAAAUGGACACUUUGUAAAAAAUUUAGGUGAUGCUGGAGAUAAAGAGACUGAGACAGAAGUCCUACUACUUGAACACGAUGUUCCCCAUCAACCCUUCUCUCAGGCUGUUCUUAGCUUUUUGCCAAAGAUGCCGUGGAGCAUUACUGAGAAUGACAUGAAAAACAGAGAAGACUUAAGACAUCUGUGUAUCUGUAGUGUGGACCCACCAGGAUGUACUGAUAUAGAUGAUGCUCUACAUUGUAGAGAACUUGAAAAUGGAAAUUUGGAGGUUGGUGUUCAUAUUGCUGAUGUUAGCCAUUUUAUUAGACCUGGAAAUGCUUUAGAUCAAGAAUCAGCAAGAAGAGGAACAACUGUGUAUCUUUGUGAAAAGAGGAUUGACAUGGUUCCAGAGUUGCUUAGCUCCAACCUGUGUUCGUUAAGAUGUAAUGUGGACAGGCUGGCAUUUUCAUGUAUUUGGGAAAUGAAUCACAAUGCUGAAAUCUUAAAAACAAGGUUUACCAAAAGUGCUAUUAAUUCAAAGGCUUCUCUUACAUAUGCAGAAGCGCAGAUGAGAAUUGAUUCAGCAACCAUGAAUGAUGACAUUACCACCAGUCUCCGUGGGCUAAAUAAACUAGCUAAAAUUCUGAAGAAACAAAGAAUAGAAAAAGGGGCUUUAACUUUGUCUUCUCCUGAAGUUCGAUUCCACAUGGACAGUGAAACUCAUGAUCCUAUAGAUCUGCAGACCAAGGAACUUAGAGAAACAAAUUCCAUGGUGGAAGAAUUUAUGUUACUUGCCAAUAUCUCUGUUGCAAAAAAAAUUCAUGAAGAGUUUUCUGAACAUGCUUUACUUCGAAAGCAUCCUGCUCCUCCUCCAUCAAAUUAUGAAAUUCUCGUUAAGGCAGCCAAGUCCAAGAAUUUGGAAAUUAGGACUGACACAGCAAAAUCAUUGGCUGAUUCUUUGGACCAGGCUGAGUCUCCUACAUUCCUCUAUCUGAACACUCUGUUACGGAUCUUGGCCACUCGCUGUAUGAUGCAAGCUGUUUACUUUUGCUCUGGGAUGGAUAAUGAUUUUCACCACUAUGGUUUAGCCUCCCCAAUAUACACUCACUUUACAUCACCUAUCAGAAGAUAUGCAGACGUCAUUGUUCAUCGGUUGUUGGCUGUGGCUAUUGGGGCUGACUCUACUUACCCAGAGUUGACAGAUAAACACAAGCUUGCAGAUUUAUGUAAAAAUCUUAAUUUCCGGCACAAAAUGGCUCAAUAUGCUCAACGUGCAUCUGUGGCAUUUCAUACCCAGUUAUUUUUCAAAAGCAAAGGAAUAGUAAGUGAAGAAGCCUAUAUUUUAUUUGUAAGAAAAAAUGCUAUCGUGGUGUUAAUUCCAAAGUAUGGGCUAGAAGGUACAGUCUUUUUUGAAGAAAAGGACAAACCAGAUCCACGACUUAUUUAUGAUGAUGAGAUACCUUCACUUAAAAUAGAAGAUACAGUGUUUCACAUAUUUGAUAAAGUUAAAGUGAAAAUCAUGUUAGACUCAUCUAAUCUUCAGCAUCAAAAAAUCCGAAUGUCCUUGGUAGAGCCCCAGAUACCAGGAGUAAGCACCGAUGUUUCAAACAUUAAUGAACCACAGAGGAAGAAGAAGAAGCUUGAAAAAUAG
Messenger RNA from Chrysochloris asiatica (Cape golden mole), 2916 nucleotides. RefSeq names its product DIS3 mitotic control homolog (S. cerevisiae) (gene DIS3). Gene Ontology annotation, molecular function: RNA binding; endonuclease activity; 3'-5'-RNA exonuclease activity. The transcript is spliced from 21 exons. Gene Ontology annotation, cellular component: nuclear exosome (RNase complex); cytoplasmic exosome (RNase complex). The record is from RefSeq and is a predicted model, not a curated record. Gene Ontology annotation, biological process: rRNA catabolic process. The coding region runs from base 52 to 2916 and encodes 954 amino acids. Lineage: Eukaryota; Metazoa; Chordata; Mammalia; Afrosoricida; Chrysochloridae.